GCUUAGCUUCCGGCAGGUCAGACGCCAGGGACAAAGACGGUUCAGAGAAGACAGGAGGUUCUGGAAGAAUCGCUGCUCUUGAAAGAAGGAUGCUACAGCUGAGCCUGUCCUGGCUGGGACUGGGGUCCACGGCUGCCUUUCCAUGGCAUCUGCUGUUGCUGGGUGGGACCUCCUGGAUUCUGGCCCGAAUUCUGGCCUGCAUCUAUGUCUUCUAUGACAACUGCUGCCGCCUUCGUUGCUUCCCUCAGCCUCCUAAACCAAACUGGUUUUGGGGUCAUUUGGGCAUGAUGAAGAGCAACGAGGAAGGCAUGCAGUUUGCAGCACAAUUGGGCCACUACUUCCGUGACAUCCACCUCUGCUGGGUUGGGCCUGUCUACCCUGUCCUGAGGCUCAUCCACCCGAAGUUCAUUGCUCCUCUGCUCCAGGCCUCAGUCCAUUGCCGACCUUUGCCAUGGGCCCUGAUUUUCUCCUUUGUGUCAGCUGCUGUUGCACCCAAGGAAAUGACUCACUAUGGCCUCCUGAAGCCCUGGCUGGGUGAUGGGCUCCUGCUGAGUUCAGGUGACAAGUGGAGCCACCACCGCCGCCUGCUGACACCCGCCUUCCACUUUGACAUCCUGAAGCCCUAUGUGAAGAUUUUUAACAAGAGUGUGAACAUCAUGCACGCCAAGUGGCAGCAGCUGACCACCAAGGGCAGCGCCCAUCUGGACAUGUUUGAACACAUCAGCCUCAUGACCUUGGACAGUCUGCAGAAAUGCAUCUUCAGCUUCGACAGCAACUGUCAGGAGUCUCCCAGUGAAUACAUUGCUGCCAUUUUGGAGCUCAGCUCCCUCAUAAUGAAACGGCAGCGCCAGCUCUUCCUGCGCAUGGACUUCCUGUACUACCUCACUGCUGAUGGGCAGCGCUUCCGCAAGGCCUGUGACCUGGUGCACGACUUCACAGAUGCUGUCAUCAGGGAGAGACGCCGCACCCUCCAUAGCCAGGGUGUUGAUGAAUUCGUGAAGGCCAAGGCUAAGUCUAAGACUUUAGACUUCAUUGAUGUGCUCUUGCUGGCCAAGGAUGAACAUGGAGAAGUGCUGUCUGAUGAGGACAUUCGGGCAGAGGCUGAUACCUUCAUGUUUGGAGGUCAUGAUACCACAGCCAGUGGGCUCUCCUGGACCCUGUACAACCUGGCGAGGCACCCGGAAUACCAGGAGCGCUGCCGGCAGGAGGUGCGGGAGCUGCUGAGGGACCGUGAUCCAGAGGAGAUUGAAUGGGACGACCUGGCCCAGCUGCCCUUCCUGACCAUGUGCAUCAAGGAGAGUCUGCGGCUGCAUCCUCCGGUCACAAUGAUCUCCCGCUGCUGCACCAAGGACAUUGUGCUGCCAGAUGGUCGGGUCAUCCCCAAAGGGAAUGUCUGUGUCAUCAGCAUUUUCGGGGUUCAUCACAAUCCUUCAGUCUGGCCAGAUCCUGAGGUCUAUGACCCCUUCAGAUUUGACCCAGAAACUCCACAGAAGAGGUCACCUCUGGCUUUUAUUCCCUUCUCUGCGGGGCCCAGGAACUGCAUAGGGCAGACUUUCGCCCUGAACGAGAUGAAAGUGGCGCUGGCGCUCACACUGCUGCGCUUCCGCAUCCUGCCGGACGACAAGGAGCCGCGCAGGCAGCCGGAGCUGAUCCUGCGCGCGGAGGGCGGACUGUGGCUGCGGGUGGAGCCUCUAAGCACGGGUACACAGUGACCUCCACACCUGGCCUGGUUCCACCCCACCCACCCGCCUACCUCUUUACAUUUUUGAAUAAGUAGAACUGUUUUUUAUGCCUGAGCGGCGGCGAGGACCAAUUAAGAAUUUGACCUCAAGAUCCUCACUGCCUCCUGCUGAUGAGUGUUCUCCUGGAGCUCAAGCCUAGACUUCAUUCUAUGAGAGAUACCACAGGUGUUUUGUGUAGGAGAGGGGAACGUCUUUCCGGCAGAAUUGAGUCUCUGUGGUCAUCGAGGCAAACCCUUAAAUUCACUACUAUUUGGGUAAAGGCUUCAUUCCAUCCCCUGGCAUCUGUAUAUCCGAAGAGUCUGGAAUGUUCAGAUGGAAGCUCCAAGCCCCCUUUCCUGGUGCUGCCUCAGUCCAGACUCCACCCGUGAGAAAGUCCGCCAAACGAUGACCCCCCCCUCCCCAGGGAUGCUCAAACCACUCCCACAGGGUAUUAAAAUGCCCCCCUCCCAACAAACACAUGGUUUUCAGUCUUCCUUUCCUGGUCUCCUCUCUGUGGGGCUAGAAAGCCAUCCCAGAGCGUGAUAUCUAUUAAACCUGGGCUUUUCCUAA
Myodes glareolus (Bank vole) is the source of this 2291-nucleotide messenger RNA. Lineage: Eukaryota; Metazoa; Chordata; Mammalia; Rodentia; Cricetidae. The record is from RefSeq and is a predicted model, not a curated record.